Molecule: messenger RNA, 417 nt
Organism: Fraxinus pennsylvanica
Lineage: Eukaryota; Viridiplantae; Streptophyta; Magnoliopsida; Lamiales; Oleaceae
Source: the annotation of a GenBank genome assembly
AUGGAGAAAUACCCUCAAAAGGUUUCUAUUGCUGUUUUUGUCGCGGCUGUGAUGCCUGAUACUGUUCAUAUGCCAAUCUAUUUCAUGGAAAAGGUGUUUGAAGGAAUCUCGAAGGAAGGUAUUAUGGACAAUCAAUUCAUACCGUAUGGUAGACCCGAAGAUCAUCUUGUAUCAAUGCUCUUUGGCCCCCAGUUCAUGUCAUCCAAACUAUAUCAACUUUGCCCUCAUGAGGAUGUGGUGUUAGCAAAAGGGUUGAUGAGGCCAAUUUCUAAUUUCUGGGAUGAUUUGUCAAAGAAGAGUGCAUUUUCCAAUGAAAUGUAUGGAUCUGUUAAGCGUGCUUACAUCAUGCCUGACAAGGAUAAAACCUUAAAAUUAGAUUUCCAACUUGGCAAAUCAAAAUCUCUGGAGCAACAAUAG